This is a messenger RNA of Vollenhovia emeryi, 3384 nucleotides long. Its product is annotated as spermatogenesis-associated protein 20. The transcript has 13 exons. NCBI's taxonomy places the organism in Eukaryota, Metazoa, Arthropoda, Insecta, Hymenoptera, Formicidae. Gene Ontology annotation, biological process: carbohydrate metabolic process. Bases 229 to 2907 code for a protein of 892 amino acids. The record is from RefSeq and is a predicted model, not a curated record.
GAUGUCCAUUUCUGUCGGUGCUGAAUUAACUUUAAUCUCAUUGUCAGUUUAAUCUAUAUUUUAUUCUGAUUCUUGGACCAGGGUAAAGAUGGAGAGUAAGAUGAACCGAGAUUGAAAUUAAUUACAUUGGCAGAAAUGGACGUUAAUCGGCAUUUUCCAUCGAGAAUCGUCAGCGUAGCUUCUUUUUACUCUCACUACUAUUAUUGCUGAUAUUAUAAUGAGAAAACCAUGUUCGUAACCGGUUGCGUCCGGUCACGUGACCGCUCGAGCUCUCGACGCGCGUGCAUGCUCGAAAGUGCGCAGCAAUUAGCCCGGCGAUCGGCGCGCCAUCUGGCGACCCGAAUCAACGGGAGGAAACUCGAGGCUGCGAAGAGUCUGCAUUCUACGUUGGACCGAGAGCCCCCGAUCAUCUUCACUGCGUACAUUCUCCAUGCCAGGCGUGUUAUGAUUUUGGGAAGAUGUAAUUCGUCAAUAGCCCGCUGCUUCUCUGAGUUAUCUAAGAAACAGGGGAGUGCGGGAGCGCAGGGGUGUCGUACAAAAGUUUAUCUCACCGAACGUGCCACUACUGUUGCGUGUACGAAGAGAUUGUCCACCUCGUUGCCUAUCCUGACGCCAGCCUGCACGAUGGAUUCGGUAUUCAUCCGAAAUCCACUACGUCAGAAGUCCCAAAAGGCCAGCGAGAAGGCCACCGAACAGCCUGAAGUGAAAAAGAAUCGCUUGAUAUUGGAAAAAUCACCGUAUCUAUUGGAACACGCGACCAAUCCUGUGGACUGGUAUCCCUGGGGUGACAAGGCUCUGAAAAGGGCGAAGGAGGAGAACAAGAUAAUCUUUGUGUCGAUCGGCUACUCCACAUGUCACUGGUGCCACGUGAUGGAGAAGGAGUCGUUUAAGAACGAGGAAAUCGCGAAAAUUAUGAACGAGAAUUUCGUUAAUAUCAAAGUGGACAGAGAAGAGAGGCCCGAUAUUGACGCGAUGUGCAUGAUGUUUGUUCAGAGAUUGAGAGGCCAUGGCGGCUGGCCGCUGAGUGUUUUCCUGACGCCGGAUUUGAUGCCGAUUACGGGCGGGACAUACUUCAGCGCUGCAAUGUUUACGUUGUACUUGGAACGAAUUGCGAAAGAGUGGACGGAGGAGAAAAACAAAAUGGUCAAAUCCGCCACUACUAUAACAGAACGUUUGAAGAAAUUGGCCACGAGCAGACAUGACGUAAAAGAUGAUGGAGUUCCCCCAAUUGAUUGUGCAUUCUUGUGUGCCCAUAUCCUGUUUAACAUAUACGAUAAGGAGUAUGGCGGAUUUGGCAGCGCGUUUGCCACGAAUCCGAACUCGCCGAAAUUUCCUGAACCGUGCAAUUUAAAUUUUCUUCUCAGCAUACAUGCUCUAAGUACUUCUGCCAUGUUGGUUGAGAUGUCUUUAGACGCAUGCCUGAACACCUUAAGGAAAAUGGCUUACGGCGGGAUUCACGAUCACAUAGGGAAAGGAUUUCACCGGUAUUCUGUGGAUACUCAAUGGAGAGUGCCUCAUUUCGAGAAAAUGCUUUACGAUCAAGCUCUGAUAAUACAAUGUUAUGCUGACACGUACAUCGUUACGAAAGACUCCUUCUUUUCCGAUAUCGUAGACGAUAUCGCGACGUACACCCUUCGUGCGUUACGACACAAGGAAGGUGGUUUCUUCUGCGCGGAGGACGCGGACUCGCUACCUAAUCCAGACGCCUCAGCGAAACGAGAAGGCGCAUUUUAUGUUUGGACCUAUGACGAACUUAAGUCUCUUUUAAAAAAGAAAGUACCUGGUAAGGACAAUGUUAGAUAUUUUGACCUUAUCUGCCGACAAUUCUCAGUGCGGAAGGAAGGAAAUGUAGAGAGUUCACAAGAUCCUCAUGGCGAGCUCACAGGCAAAAACGUACUUUGGAUGCAAUCGGGAAUAGAGGAUACCGCUAACCAUUUCAAGCUUAGCGUGGAGGACACACAAAAAUAUAUUCAGGAAGCCUGUGAUAAAUUGUUUCUCACCAGAUCAGAGAGACCGUUGCCUGGCCUGGAUGACAAGAUCAUCACAGCAUGGAACGGCCUUAUAAUAAGUGGCCUUGCGCGUGCUGGAAUUGCUGUAAAGAACCAGAGAUAUGUUGAAGCAGCGACGGAAGCUGCCAAAUUCAUCGAGCAAUAUCUGUUCGAUAAAGAGAAACGUAUACUACUACGCAGUUGUUAUCGUAGGGGAACGGACGAUGCAAUUGUACAGACGAAAGUUCCGAUAUCUGGCUUCCAUGAGGAUUACGCGUUCCUCGUGAAAGGAUUGCUCGACUUGUACGAGGCCACCUUCGACCCGCACUGGCUCGAGUUUGCCGAAGAGCUGCAGAAUAUUCAGGACCGAUUGUUCUGGGACUCGAAGGACGGCGGUUACUUCUCUAUGGCCGAGAAGUCUCCGAUACUUACGAUACGAACGAAAGACUCUGAUGAUGGCGCACAACCGUCCAGUAAUUCACUCGCGUGUUCCAAUAUGCUGCGCCUAGCAACUUACCUGGAUCGCGACGAUCUCCGGAAUAAUGCUGCAAAACUUGUGUGCGCGUUCGGCAACAAACUGGUGAACUGUCCGGCUGCAUGUCCACAAAUGAUGUUAUCGCUAAUCGAGUAUCAUCAGCCGACGCAGAUUUAUGUAACUGGAAAAAUGGAUGCCAAGGAGACGGUUGAGAUGUUGAAUAUAAUUCGCGAGCGUCUGAUGCCUGGUAGAGUGCUCAUAUUUGCGGACUCUGAGCGGUCGGACAACAUACUGUUCCGUAGGAACGAAAUUGUUAAGAGAGUGAAACCGCAGGAAAACCGAACGACGGUCCUCAUAUGCCGCGACCGUUCAUGUUCCCUACCCAUCUCGGACACGAGCCUUCUCAUUGCUGAGUUGGAUAAAAAAGUGUUUACUGAUUUAUAAACGGCUAGUAUGAAGACUAGAAACUGUCUUCAUAUUGGCUAUGAUCCACAUCGCGACACGCGUUUGUCGGAAACGGCGGAACAACGAAAUGGGAAAGAUAUGCCGCCACCAAAAAUUACAUAAUGCAAUACUAGAUAGUGUAAUCUUAAACCAUAGAUUAGUAUAUUCGGUCGCUAGCAUAACAUUUGUCGAGUAAAUCGACGCAAGUAAAUCGGCAAGUGAUAAAAUAGUUGUAUAUUGAUAACAAAUGGAACAAUUGUAGAUAUUCGUAAAGAAAGAAAGAGAAAAAUUCUAGGUCUAUUUUGAGAAGACCAAAUUGAAAGACAAGUCCCAAUCCAACAUGCAUAGAGAUCGUAUAGAUUGUAUUUAUGUAUUUCAAUGUGAAAAUGUGAUUUCAAUGCGUAAAUUCUAUUAGUAUUCUAGUAUUCUAUAUUAAUGUAGCGUGGCUAUAUAAUAAACCAGUUGCAUCACUCAUAA